UUUGCAGGAUCAUUUGCUGAUGAAGAUAUUGGAAGACAAAAGACAACAGUCUCCUCUGCUGUUGGAAAUGCAACUUCAAGUAAAGGAUUGGAAGUUGCUAUCUCAAACCUCCAGGAGUACUGCAAUGACUUGGAAAACAGACUAUUGUCUCGAUUUGAUGUGGCUACACAGAAGCGUGAUUUGUCUACAAUGAGUGAAUAUGGUAAAAUUUUGUCACAGUUUAACAGGGGUACCAGUGCCAUGCAACACUACGUGGGAUUACGUCCCAUGUUUGAUGUUGAGGUGAUGAAUGCGGAUGCUAAAUUGGUCCUUGGUGAUGAGGGUGCCCAACCCAGCCCUAGCAAUGUUGCUAAUGGCCUUUCUUCAAUGUUUAAAGAAAUUGCAGACACAGUGCGAAAAGAAGCAGCUACAAUAGCAGCAGUUUUCCCUUCCCCUAAAGAUGUAAUGUCGAUAUUAGUUCAGCGUGUCUUGGAGGAUCGUGUUCCAAAACUUCUAGAGAAGCUCCUACUUAAACCAUCUCUUGUUAACCCACCUCCCAUGGUAGAAGGCGGACUUGUAUUAUAUCUCAGAUUGCUGGCUGUCGCAUAUGAGAAGACACAAGAGUUUGAUAAGGACUUGCGCAGUGUCGGAUGUGGUGACUUGGAUGUUGAAGGUUUGACUGAAUCUUUGUUUCUACCACACAAAGAUAUAUACAUAGAGUGCGAGCAAGCCUCUCUUAAACAACUUUACAAAGUUAAGAUGGAUGAACUGCGUAGUGAAAGUCAGCUAUCCUCUGAGUCGUCUGGGACAAUUGGACGCUCAAAAGGUGCUUCAAUAGUACUUUCUAACCCGGAAAUUUCUGUCACUGUGGUAACAGAGUUUGUUCGUUGGAACGAAGAAGCAAUAUCCAGAUGCAGUUUGUUUUCAUUACAGCCUGCUGCACUUGCUGCUAGCGUUAAACCUAUUUUCACAUGCCUUCUGGACCAAGUCAGUCAAUACAUAAUAGGAGGUCUUGAAAGAGCCAGAGAAGGCCUUACAGAGGCUGCUACCUUAAGGGAAAAGCACUUGCUGGGAACUAGUGUUAGCCGAAGAGUUGCUGCAGCAGCUGCUUCUGCCGCAGAAAAUGCAGCUGCUGCUGGCGAAAGCAGUUUUAGAUCUUUCAUGGUAUCUGUGCAACGUUGUGGAAGCAGUGUGGCUAUUUUGCAGCAAUAUUUUGUGAACUCCAUAUCGCGGCUUUUACUUCCCGUGGAUGGUGCUCAUGCUGCUUCCAGUGAAGAAAUGGCAACAGCUAUGUCACGUGCAGAAAGUGUUGCUUGUAAGGGACUUCAACAGUGCAUUGAAACUGUCAUAGCUGAGGUAGAAAGGCUACUGUCAACUGAACAAAAGGCAACAGAUUAUCAAUCACCCGAUGAUGGCAUUAUCCCUGACCAUCGGCCAACAAGUGCUUGUGCAUGUGCCGUAGCAUACCUUUCCCGUGUGCUUGAGUCGGCAUUCACUGGACUGGAAGGGCUUAGCAAACAAGCCUUCCUGACUGAACUGGGGAAUCGCUUGCACAAGGGGUUGCUUAACCAUUGGCAGAAGUUCACUUUUAAUCCUAGUGGAGGAUUGCGUUUGAAGCGUGACAUAACAGAAUAUGGAGAGUUUGUUCGUAGUUUCAAUGCUCCUCAGGUUGAUGAGAAAUUUGAACAACUUGGAAUCAUAGCAAAUGUGUUUAUUGUUGCUCCUGAAAGUCUAGGCCCGUUGUUUGAAGGAACUCCAAGCAUUAAGAAAGAUGCUCAAAGGUUUAUUCAACUUCGUGAUGAUUACAAGAAUGCAAAACUUGCAUCAAAGCUCAGCUCCUUGUGGAAUUAGCUUAGUUGGAUCAGAAAUUACAUUCUGAAGAUAAGAAAGCUUAUUCUUCUGAUAGCCUAGAUAGAUAUGGCGAAUCUCUUCCAUCUCAUAUUGGAUCUUUUUAUUUCCGAGCUGGAAAAUAUGGUGAAGUUUUGUUAAUUUAAGGUAGUUCAUCCUAGUUCUAAGUCUUUUUUCGAGCUAACGUUGGGUUAUUCUUCACUCUCCCUUUGAUGGAUAUAUUUUUGAAACGUGCAAAAGUUUCUCUUGAUUUUUGCUA
Messenger RNA from Solanum dulcamara, 2086 nucleotides. Its product is annotated as exocyst complex component SEC10b-like. The record is from RefSeq and is a predicted model, not a curated record. Gene Ontology annotation, cellular component: cytoplasm; exocyst. Gene Ontology annotation, biological process: exocytosis; Golgi to plasma membrane transport. NCBI's taxonomy places the organism in Eukaryota, Viridiplantae, Streptophyta, Magnoliopsida, Solanales, Solanaceae. The transcript has 18 exons. The annotation marks the transcript as partial.